UUGACCGUCUUUGCAUGUUUCUUAAUGAUCAUGUUUGUUGCAGCCGUGACAUUAAUGUGCUCUCUUCAUUCCAAUCUAGGCAUGGCCUCUGGUCUGGAGAUCACCUCUACAGGACAGGAACCCAUACAAAAGGCCAAAGGUCAGAGUGUCAAGCUGGACUGCCAGUUCACCUUGGCCCCAGAGGAUUCUGGACCACUGGAUAUUGAGUGGAGCUUGCUGGCUUCUGACAACCAGAAAGAGGACAAAGUGGUGAUUCUCUACUCUGGUGACCGGACGUACGAGGACUACUAUGAACCCAUGAUAGGCCGAGUCCACUUCAACUCACCUGACCCCAAGAAAGGUGACGCCUCCAUCAAUCUGACAGGGCUGAAGCCCACAGAUUCAGGCACCUACCAGUGCAAAGUGAAGAAGGCUCCAGGCAUCCGAAGCAAGAAGAUGCAGCUCAUCGUCAUGGUGCGGCCGUCCAAGCCUCGAUGCUACGCCGAAGGUGCCACCGAAGAGGGGAAGGACGUUGUGCUGAGGUGCACCACGAGUGAGGGAACCAAACCCAUGAAGUACAGCUGGGAGAAGACCAGUGACCACAAGCUGCUGCCCGCCUCUGCCGUGAUGGAUCCUGUGGCUGGCACCGUUAAUGUGAGGAAUGCAUCUGCCGCUGCAUCGGGUACCUAUCGCUGUGUUGCCAGCAACCGCGUUGGCACCGAGGAGUGCACACUUUAUCUCAAAGUGACACCUCCUGCCAACACAGCGGGCAUCAUCGCAGGAUCCAUAAUUGCUGUUCUUUUGAUCCUCCUCAUUAUCGCCAUCAUCCUGUUCUGUUUUUGCCGAAUUCGUAACAAAAAGAAGUACGAGAAGGAAAUCUGCAAUGAGAUAAGAGAGGACGUGCCCCCUCCCAAGAGCCGCGCUUCAACAGCUCGCAGCUUCACGGUGGGCAGCCAGCGCUCCUCCCUGGGGUCCAUGUCGCCUUCCAACCUGCACGAGUUCACCCAGAAGGCCCAGUACGACAAGAUCCCCUCGUCCGAGGAGUACGAGAGGCCCCCGAGCCACGUCCCUCUGCCCCCUCCCACCGCUCCCAGGAUGGCCGGGCCUAAUCUCAGCCGCAUGGGGGGCAUCCCCGUCAUGAUCCCUGCCCAGAACAGGGACGGCUCGAUCGUGUAGCACGUGGAAGGGGAAGAGAUGGACAAAAGCCGGGGCGGUGGGACCUGACCUUUUCUCCUCUUCAUUAUUUACAAACGGGAGGGGGGGGGUUACCCUCCCCUUAUGAACACCUGGCUCUGUUUUGUGCUGACAAGAGAUUUUGUGCUGUACUGGAACCACAACAGAGCUCAUUAAGUUUUUAUCAUAGACAGAAAAAAACACAAAACACCAAAAAAAAAAUCCCUUUAUGCAUUUUAUGUCCUGGACUUUGACAGAAGUAUGAAUUGAAUUGGUGUGGCUGUAAAGCAGAAUGAAAUGGUCAAAUCACAGAUGAUAUUGUACAUACGUGAAUGCAUGUUAUUUUUUCUAUGUAGUUGUUUGUUGCUGUAGUCUUCUGUGUGUGCAGCCGGACCGGGGCCCCCGAGCCGCACGCGUGCAGCUGACGGCAUCUGUGGACGUGGAGAGCAUCAGCCCAGUCCAGCCGUCUGCACUGCCUGCUGUUUUUGGAGAUCCCUUAACUCAGAAAAAAACUUGCUUUAAUCCCGCUGUCUGCUGUUGAACGGUCACCCAGCUGUUCCCAACGCCCACUGCGGGUUUGGCGGGUUUAGGGGGCCUCAGAGGGUCAGGAUUGGCUGGUGGUGGCAGGGGGUGCGUGG
Molecule: messenger RNA, 1790 nt
Organism: Menidia menidia (Atlantic silverside)
Lineage: Eukaryota; Metazoa; Chordata; Actinopteri; Atheriniformes; Atherinopsidae
Source: the annotation of a GenBank genome assembly